AUGAAGCUCGCUCUGAUCGCCCUCUUCGCCGCCCUGUUUGUCUGCGCCGUGUUCGCCUCCGAAGAGGCCAAGCCGGCCAAGUCGUCCGAGUCCAGCGAAAGCAAAGAAACCGCCGAAACGAAAUCGUCGGUCAUCGAGGGAAGCGGCGAAAAGGUGGACGCCGAGAUCCUGACAGCGGCCAAGGUGGAAACAGUCGAGGGAUCUGGUGCUGCCCCGGAAGCCCCGGUCGAGACCCUGAAGACCCUCCGACUCAUC
Molecule: messenger RNA, 255 nt
Organism: Mesorhabditis spiculigera
Lineage: Eukaryota; Metazoa; Nematoda; Chromadorea; Rhabditida; Rhabditidae
Source: the annotation of a GenBank genome assembly